Molecule: messenger RNA, 1050 nt
Organism: Emys orbicularis (European pond turtle)
Lineage: Eukaryota; Metazoa; Chordata; Testudines; Emydidae
Gene: RDH5
Product: retinol dehydrogenase 5
Exons: 4
Coding region: 1-960 (319 amino acids)
Biological process (GO): retinoid metabolic process; steroid metabolic process
Cellular component (GO): intracellular membrane-bounded organelle
Molecular function (GO): all-trans-retinol dehydrogenase (NAD+) activity
Source: RefSeq, a predicted model, not a curated record
AUGUGGCUCUACGUGGGCCUGGUGGCCCUGGUGUGGGCGCUGGGCUGGUACCUGCGGGACCGCCAGACCCUGGCCAGCGUCCAGGACAAGCACGUCUUCAUCACGGGCUGCGACUCGGGCUUCGGGCACAUGCUGGCCAAGCGGCUGGACAGGAAGGGCUUCCGGGUGCUGGCCGGCUGCCUGACCCAGAAGGGAGCCGACAACCUGCAGCGCACCAGCUCAGCCGGCCUGCGGGCCACCCUGCUCGACGUGACCAGCAGCGAGAGCAUCCAGCGGGCCGCGGCGUGGGUGCAGGCUGAGGUGGGGGAGAAAGGUCUCUUCGGGCUGGUGAACAAUGCGGGGGUGGCAAACCCCAUCGGCCCCACUGAGUGGAUGCGGAUCCAGGAUUUCCGGCAGGUUCUGGCUGUCAACACCUUCGGCCUCAUCGAGGUGACCCUGGCGCUCCUGCCGCUGCUGAAGCGGGCGCGGGGCCGCGUGGUCAACACGUCCAGUGUGCUGGGGCGGCUCUCGGCCAACGGGGGCGGCUACUGCGUCUCCAAGUACACGGUGGAGGCCUUCUCCGACAGCCUGCGGCGGGACAUGUACCACUUUGGCGUGCGCGUGUCCAUCGUCGAACCCGGGUUCUUCAAGACGGCUGUGACCAGCCUGGACGCCAUCGAGGCCUCGCUGCAGGAGCUGUGGAGCCAGCUGGUGCCCGAGGCCAGGCAGAGCUACGGGGAGGAUUUCUUCCAGCAGUACCUCAAGGUGCAGCGGCUCAUCAUGAACUUCAUCUGCGACCCCGACCUGAGCAAGGUGACCAGCUGCAUGGAGCACGCGCUGCAGGCCAAGCACCCGCGAACGCGGUACAGUGCCGGCUGGGACGCCAAGCUGCUCUGGUUACCGGCCUCCUACCUGCCGGCCUUCCUGGUGGAUGCUGUGCUGGCCACGAUCCUGCCGAAGCCGGCCCGCCGCAGCCGCUAGCCCCAGCGCUGCACGUGGGGUUUAGCCCAAAGAAUGUGAUCGGCCCCCGGCCCCCCAAAGCCUGUUGGAAAUAAACCGGCCCCCAAAGGA